Pan troglodytes (chimpanzee) is the source of this 1322-nucleotide messenger RNA. It is a transcript of the gene GJE1, whose product is annotated as gap junction protein epsilon 1. The transcript has 4 exons. Gene Ontology annotation, cellular component: connexin complex. The coding region runs from base 1 to 885 and encodes 294 amino acids. Gene Ontology annotation, molecular function: gap junction channel activity. NCBI's taxonomy places the organism in Eukaryota, Metazoa, Chordata, Mammalia, Primates, Hominidae. Gene Ontology annotation, biological process: cell-cell signaling. The record is from RefSeq and is a predicted model, not a curated record.
AUGUCCCUCCCUCUCGCCCCUGCAAGUUUACUGUCCGCGGGGCGCGCCUCACAGCGCCACGUCCCUGAGUUCAGGACCUGGGGAGGGCGGAAAACAGCCUUUCAAGAACAAGGAGCUGUCCCUUGGGGAUCAGUAGAAGCACCUGCCGGACUGUUCGCCCAGAGAAGCAGAAGUCAUCCUGGCGCUGUCCAGCGGGCCGCGGCUGAAAUCCCGGGAACUAGCGCGGGGCCACCUGCAACCUGCUUUUCCCACAGCUUUGCUCUUGUUUGUGAAGUUCCUGUUGUAUUGUGUGGAACUGGAGGGGAGGUUAAACCUCCAACUGUGAUUGGUCAAUUCCACACCCUUUUCUUUGGAUCGAUCCGAAUAUUCUUCCUCGGGGUGCUAGGCUUUGCAGUUUAUGGGAAUGAGGUCUUGCACUUCAUUUGCGAUCCAGACAAAAGAGAAGUAAAUCUCUUCUGUUACAAUCAGUUCAGGUCAAUCACUCCACAAGUAAGUUUUUCUGCAUUACAACUAGUUAUUGUCCUGGUUCCUGGAGCUCUUUUCCACCUUUAUGCUGCAUGUAAAAGCAUCAAUCAAGAAUGCAUUCUUCAAAAGCCUAUCUACACUAUAAUUUAUAUACUCUCUGUUUUAUUAAGAAUUAGUCUAGCGGCAAUAGCAUUCUGGCUUCAGAUUUACCUCUUUGGUUUCCAAGUAAAAUCUCUUUACCUGUGUGAUGCUAGAUCUCUUGGGGAAAACAUGAAUAUAAGAUGCAUGGUUCCAGAACACUUUGAAAAAACCAUUUUUCUCAUUGCAAUAAAUACAUUUACAACAAUUACAAUUUUAUUAUUUGUUGCUGAGAUUUUUGAGAUCAUAUUUAGAAGAUUAUACUUUCCAUUCAGACAAUGACCAAAUAAUUGAUUACCUAUUGUCAUGCUACAGUUAUUUAUCAUUUUUAUUUAGUUUUAUCUUACUCAGUGAGUACCACAAUUUCAAAACAAACUUACUUCAAUGUGUCUGAAAUUUUUGUCUACUAUAAAAUAUAGUGCCUGGUUGUAAGGUAAGGAUUCUUGAAGAAAUAUUUCAUUUUAAUUUUGAUCACUUUUAUUAGAAAAUAGACACAGAACUACUGUUAAUUUAUUUUUAAACAGUGCUUUUACAGAGUUCUCUCACAUACAUGUUAAUUGAUCAGUUUUUCUGUGGCCAGAGAAACUUUUAUUGUCUUUUUUUACGAAGUGGAAAAUUGAUGCUCAUGAGGGUUAAUUUAGGUGGUCAAAGUCGUAAUCCAGAUAUUUAUAUUUCCCUUUCUGUGGAACUAUACAGUUUUAAAUUUGAGGGUGUAAUUA